AUGGCGCCUUCUAAACAGUCUCACUCUCAAGCUUGGCCUGACUCCAAUGGCUACUUUGGCCAAUUUGGAGGCAACUACUAUCCACCCGAAGCUCACCAAGCACUACAAGAACUAGCCGAUAAAUAUGAAGAGCUUCGACACCGCCCAGACUUUAUUCAACAGCUCGAAAAAGUCCGUACUGGCCUUCAAGGGCGCCCGACCCCGAUACACUACCUCGAAAACAUUUCACAACAAGUCGGGGGUGCCCAGAUUUACGUCAAGCGAGAAGACCUCAAUCAUACAGGCGCCCACAAGAUCAACCACUGUGUCGGUUUCGCCCUCCUCGCCAAAGCCAUGGGUAAGACGAAGUUGAUUGCUGAGACUGGAGCUGGACAGCAUGGCGUCGCUCUUGCAACUGCCGCUGCGUACUUUGGCCUUGGAUGCGAGAUCCAUAUGGGUGCUGUUGAUAUAGAGAAACAGAAAUCCAACGUUGGUCGCAUGCAGAUACUCGGCGCCAAGGUCGUGUCCGCAACAGCAGGACAGUCUGCCCUUAAAGAUGCCAGCGACUCGGCUUUCAACGCCUAUAUAGAGCAAAGAGAGCAUGCACUGUAUGCCAUUGGAUCAGCCAUUGGUCCCCACCCUUUUCCAUUGAUUGUGCGAGACUUUCAAUCUGUUAUCGGUCAAGAAGCAAGAGAGCAGUUCCUUACUUUAAACAACGGAACAUUACCUGAACAUGUUGUUGCUUGCGUUGCAGGUGGCUCUAACGCAAUGGGGAUGUACUCAGCUUUCAUUGAAGACAAGAAUGUGAAGUUGCACGCCGUUGAACCACUCGGUAAAUCUGACAAGCUAGGUCAGCAUGCAGCUACGUUAUCAUAUGGCAAACCAGGAACUUUGCAUGGCGCAAAGACUCUUGUUAUACAGAAGGAAGAGGGACUUCCUGCUUCGGUGUCUUCUGUGGCUUCCGGGCUGGUCUAUCCUGGAAUUGGACCAGAGAUGGCAAUGCUCCAUGAAGCUGGACGAAUAUCUGUGGCGGCGAUACAUGACGAAGAGGUCAUCAGCACUUUCUUCAGAAUGGCCAAGAGUGAGGGUAUCAUUAUUGCUCUCGAGAGUGCACAUGCUAUGGCUUAUGCUAUAAGUUUGGCGGCAGAGCGUCCCAGCUCUGAACGGAUCCUUGUUAAUUUGUCUGGUCGUGGAGAUAAAGAUGUCGAUUAUGUACUUCAGCAUCAUGGUACCAGAUGA
Messenger RNA from Fusarium venenatum, 1218 nucleotides. The record is from RefSeq and is a predicted model, not a curated record. Lineage: Eukaryota; Fungi; Ascomycota; Sordariomycetes; Hypocreales; Nectriaceae.